Messenger RNA from Epinephelus fuscoguttatus (brown-marbled grouper), 4394 nucleotides. Its product is annotated as RAS guanyl-releasing protein 1-like. Lineage: Eukaryota; Metazoa; Chordata; Actinopteri; Perciformes; Serranidae. Gene Ontology annotation, cellular component: plasma membrane. Bases 101 to 2512 code for a protein of 803 amino acids. Gene Ontology annotation, biological process: Ras protein signal transduction; positive regulation of GTPase activity. The transcript is spliced from 17 exons. Gene Ontology annotation, molecular function: calcium ion binding; guanyl-nucleotide exchange factor activity. The record is from RefSeq and is a predicted model, not a curated record.
CAGACGAGCUGGGUGACUCUUAAUUGUGUAACGUUCAUUGACGAGUCAGCACAAUGCUGCUGAGACCGCGGAGGCGCACUGAGCCGAGCAGAGCGAUGAAAUGCUCCCAUCGAGGAGAACACAGAUGGACAGCCUAGUUCAGCCGCUCGUCGCCCAGUACCUCGCCAUGGGAUGCCAAUCAAAAGAAAACAACCAAAACGAAAGUAUAACGCCGGAAGAAAAGGGAAAGGACGAUGCGAGAGUGACUCCAGGAUGCGGCUCCAGGUCUAGGGUUUCUCCUCCAGGCCGCCCUCACAGGUUCCACAAACCCAGCCCGCAUCCAACCCAAACCGCCCCCAGUAAAUCCAUGAUGUCCCUGGGUCCCCUCACCAAAGGGGGGAGCUGGGAGGAGCUCAUUCAGGCCUGUCUGCAGUCCUUCGACUCGAAUGGUUGCGUGUGCGGGAGCAGCCACCUGUUGAACAUCACCCUGACCAUGCAUCGUCUCCACCUCUCCUCCAGCGAUCUGCUAGACAAACUCAUCUCUCUAUUUAAAACAGCGCUGGACAGUGAGCAACCAGCAGAGUGCCAGAGGAUAUGCUACCUCAUCAGGCAUUGGAUCCAGGAAUUCUGGAUGAUGUUCCGGUUGCACCACAGCUUGUCAGACAGCCUGGACACGUUCCGGGAUCUGAUCCGAGAGCAGGGACAGGAGCAUCUUUGCUCUCUCCUAGAGACCAAAUGGAUAAAUGAACGGGACUGGUCAUGGAAGGCCAGCCAGAAGAUCAAAGCUAACAGCAGUAAAAAGAGGAAGGUCUCUCUUCUUUUUGAUCACCUGGAGCCCAUUGAGCUGGCUGAGCAUCUCACCUUUCUGGAGUUCAAGUCCUUCUGCAGAAUAUCAUUUGUAGACUACCAGAAUUACAUUCGAAGCUGCUGCAUGAAGGACAUCCCCGUGAUGGAGCGUUCCAUCGCCCUGUGUAAUGGUAUCUCUCAAUGGGUUCAGCUGAUGGUGCUGAGCAGGCCGACCGCUCAGUUGAGAGCUGAGGUUUUCACCAAGUUUAUCCACGUGGCACAGAGUCUACAUCUUAUGCACAAUUACAACACACUAAUGGCGGUGGUGGGAGGGCUUUGUCACAGCUCGAUCUCCAGACUGAAGGACACCACCUCACAUGUACCCAAUGAGGUCACCAAGGUACUGAACGAGAUGACAGACCUGCUGUCCUCUUGCAGAAACUAUGACAACUAUAGACAAGCUUACAACAAGUGCACGGGUUUUAAAAUCCCCAUCCUGGGCGUCCACCUCAAAGAUUUGAUUUCGGUCAACGAGGCCAUGUCAGACUAUGUGGAGGACAACAAGGUGAAUGUCCAGAAGCUCCAGGCACUCUACAACCACAUUAACGAGCUGAUCCAGCUCCAACAAAUCCCUCCCAAGCUGGAUGCUAACAAGGACCUGGUCCAUCUGUUGACGCUGUCCUUGGACCUUUACUACACCGAGGAUGAGAUCUAUGAACUGUCUUACGCCAGGGAACCCAAGAACUGUAAAGCACCUCCAGCCACCCCCUCUAGACCUCCAGUGGUUGUGGACUGGGCAUCAGGAGUGGCUCCCAAACCCGACCCCAGAACCAUCAGCAAACACGUACAGAGAAUGGUGGACUCCGUGUUUAAGAACUAUGAUCACGACGAGAACGGCUUCAUUUCUCAAGAGGAAUUUGAGAAAAUUGCUGCUAGCUUUCCGUUUUCCUUCUGUGUCAUGGACAAAGAGAAGGAAGGCCUUAUCAGCAGAGAUGAGAUCACAGCCUAUUUCAUGCGGGCCAGUGUCAUCUGCUCCAAACUGGGUCUUGGUUUUGUCCACAACUUCCAGGAGACCACUUACAUGAAACCCACGUUCUGUGACAACUGCUCAGGAUUCCUGUGGGGUGUCAUCAAGCAAGGCUACAGAUGCAAAGACUGUGGGAUGAACUGCCACAAGCUGUGCAAGGACCAGGUGGCGUUUGAGUGCAAGAAGAACGCCAAAAUGACCAACGCCAUCGACAGCCCGACACCGAGCUCCACGCCAGUUACCAUGGGCCCCUCAGAGGGUUCAGAAGACUGUCCUUUCCCCUACCCGCCACAUGACAGCAAAGACUGGAGUCCAGAGUCCCCAGUCACCAACUAUUUGAGGCCUCGGACAGUCCAUAGUGGCACCCAGACAGAGGGAACCCAACUUUCCGCUGCAGCCCCUGAGGCCAGCCUCCCUCAGCCCUCUCUGCUGGUCCCAACAACACCCACCCUCACCUCCUGUCCCAGCCCAGUGCCCCAGAGAAAACAGCGACACUGUGCCAAGUGGGAAAACAGAGCGUCUUUUGCGCAAAAGCCUAAAGAGCCAGAAGAGGAGAGCAAACCCACCUAUGAAUCUCUGGAAUCAGAAAACCAGAGGCUCCAAAAGGCCAAUGACACACUACGUAGGAAGCUGAAGGAGGCAGAGCGUGAGGUGGAGAUACUAAAGACACUGCUCAAGAGGCACGCUCUCCACCCUGUGGAGGAGGACUCCUCCUCCUAGACACGCACAUACACUGGACCUCCUCUAGGGAGACUGGUGCUGCCCCCCUAUGGCAGCAUGUAUAAAACUGAAUCCAAUGUUUAAUUUAUUGGUCAUGAGCAUUUCACCAGAAUUACCAGACCCGGACAAUUUGGCAUCACAUGAUAGGAAGUGGACAGUGCACAAAGCUUGUCAAGGGAUUUUAAUGCUAAUGGUACACAGUCAAUCAAAAGAGGACAAUCAGCAUGUCACCAGUAAUUGAAGUUAAAGGACAGCUUUGGUAUUUUUCAACCAGGAUGCUAUUUUUACACAUUUUUGUGUCUAAGUGACUAAUGGAAACUGCUCCAGUAUUGAGACAGACUGCUGCAGCAGCUGAACAGGCUGAAAUGUAAUCCCUACAGGCAACGGCCCACUGUCAGUUUACAUUCACUAAAAGAGUUUGUUUUUGCUUCUGACAGGCUCAGAUUGUUAUUAGAAGUGUCUGGCAGUAUUAAGGAAAAGACCCUACUGUUCACCGGCGUGUUUCUUAUUGUGGGCCAGUCUUUUGUGGAGAAGUCUUGCCCUGAAACCCCACAGAGUACAGAAAGUGUAACUUAGUGUUAUCUAGAAGAUUUUCAGUGUCAUGGCUGAAUAUUUUGUUGACUUCGACUAUGUGGAAACGUCCGUGACAUUUCAGAACAGGGCUUCUCCUUGAGCAAGACCUGGUCACAAACAGAGCAAAAGAUAAGGGAAAACUUUUUUCUGUGGGGUCUUUUACAUAAUGAUGUCAGAGACGUCCAAUAACAAUCUGAGCCUGUCAGUGGUAAAAACAAGCACUGUUAUCGGACGUAGAUUGACAAUGCAUUAUUGUCGGCAGGCAUUACAUUGCAGCCUGUGUCGCUGUUGUGGCUGCAGCAGUGUGGACCAGUUUAGAAAACUGUAAUCUCCAUUAGUCCCCCAGGCACAACAAUACAGUAAAGCAGGGUCCAGGUUCAAUCAUAGCAAUCUUUCCCAUAAACUAUUUUGAGGUGUGCAUUUCUUUUAAACAAGCUACAGUACAUAGCACACACAAUACAGUAAAAACACUGUAGCGUUAUUUAUAAAGAAGUUUGAAGUGAACAGAGGGAGCCUUUAUACUGUUCAGUUGUUCAGUUCACAGAAGAAUGAAAAUCAUUACAAUGAGCAUUACUCACUUAUUUUAGUGAACCAUUAAGAGUGGCUGGAGUUAGAAUCAAGUUUCCUGUCAUAAAGAUAAAAACAUACUGAAUGAAGGAGGGCAGUAUUUAACAGUGUGAAUAGGGCAGAAUGUGUUUGAUCAAUUCUCGAUCAAUAAGAGACAAGAUAUUUAUGUUAAACAUAAAAUGGAAAUCAGAGGAAAUGAGGAGUUUAUUGUGUAAAUCACAGGUGCAUCACUAUUAUUGUUAUUAUUAUCAUUAUUAUCAUUAUUAUUAUUAUUAUUAUGAUUAUUAUUAUUAUUAAGGAUGAGAGCCCACUGAGAAUGAAAGCUGGAGGCCUCACGUGUACAGUGCUGUUGUCGCUCUGCAUCAUUGUCCCUGUUCAUAUCAAUGCACACGAUGUUGUCAGUGCUUCUGUUAAUAUUUAUUGUCUCAAACACUACACAGUUCAUAGAGAGCGUGACAGAAAUUGACAUUUUGUACAGCAUACUGGUACUUUCAGUGAAUUAUUUAUGCUCGUGCGUGUUGGCGUCAUAUUGAUACUUUCUAUUUUCAUUGUGCAGCCAUGUCACGUUACUGUUGUGUGGUCCGUUGAAGUGGUGUUGUACCGUGGAUCGAGAUACGUGUGUUUGUAACGUGUGUAAUGUACUGUAAAUACGAAGUAUACAGAGUGCCAUCUUGAUUAAGUCAUCCUUUCUCUCAGUAUUGUUCUCUUGUUGUUAUAAUAAAUACUGUAUUCUACAUAGAAA